Messenger RNA from Periophthalmus magnuspinnatus, 2213 nucleotides. RefSeq names its product kelch-like family member 23 (gene klhl23). Gene Ontology annotation, molecular function: protein binding. Bases 90 to 1775 code for a protein of 561 amino acids. The record is from RefSeq and is a predicted model, not a curated record. Lineage: Eukaryota; Metazoa; Chordata; Actinopteri; Gobiiformes; Gobiidae. The transcript has 4 exons.
GCUAUAUAGAGCGCCCUGCAAGUGAAGACACAACAGACGUGGAGCACAAUCGCGUUUGACUCAUUCAUGGAAAUAUUCUAACAGAUACAAUGUCACAUAAGCUGACGGACGUUUAUGAUUACGAAUACAUCGACAGCGCGCAUCCUAAUGAGCUGCUGGAGACCCUGAGACACUUCUACCUCACCGGUGCCUUUACGGACGUUACCCUACAAUGUGCCGAGUCCGGACAGGUGUUCCACUGCCACAAAGCGGUGCUCUCAGCCCGUAGCUCCUAUUUCAAAGUGAUGUUUACGGCCGAUAUGAAGGAGAGAUCCGAAACUGUGAUCAAUCUGUCCGGGGUGCGCUGUGGGGUUCUGGCGGAUUUGGUUAACUACGUUUAUACUGCCCAUGUGCGCAUCACAGAAGACAAUGUUCAGAGUUUACUGGAGGCAGCGGAUCUAUUCCAGUUCAUAUCAGUAAAACAGGCCUGUGAGGAGUUUCUCGUGCGCCUCCUGGAUGUUGAUAAUUGUUUGGGAAUGCACGCUUUUGCGCAACUGCACCUGUGCCACGGUUUGGAGAAGGAGGCUCAGAGGAUGACGCUCAGCAGGUUUUCAGAGAUCAUACAACAGGAAGAAAUGCUAGACCUGGACCUUGAAACGAUGAAAACGUUUUUAUUGGGUCAUAAUUUAGGGGUACAGUCAGAAGAAAUGUUACUGGAUACAAUAACGAAAUGGAUAAGCCACGAUAUUAAUAGACGCAUUCGGUAUGUUGGUGAUUUAUUACGCACAAUUAAUCUAGAUUUGGAUGAGAAUAAUGCCCCUUUUGAGACACAUGGACAGCGUUUACUCAUUAAUGCGGAAAAUGUGAAAUCACUGAUCACACAAGCAGCAAAGUCAAGCAUCAAGUGUCUGCUCACAAAGAGAAAAGUGUCUUCUCAAAAUAUGUACAUUAUCGGGGGAUAUUAUUGGCAUCCUUUAUGUGAAGUUCACAUUUGGGAUCCAAAAAGUAACACGUGGGUACAGGGGAAGCAGAUGCCCGACCCAGACAGAGAGAGUUACAGCGUGAGUUUACUGGGGGCAAAUAUCUAUGUGACUGGAGGUUACAGAACUAACACGGUGGAAGCCCUGGAUGAGGUCUUUAUUUAUAACUGUGACGAGGAGGAAUGGAGUCAGAGUUGUUCAAUGAUAACAGCCCGAUAUUACCACUGCUCCGUGGCGCUGCAUGGAUGUAUUUAUGCAAUAGGAGGCUACAGGGGAGGUGCCCCAGAGAAAGACUGCGAGUUUUAUGACCCCUUAAAAAAACAGUGGUUCCCAGUGGCCCAAAUGAUACAAGGUGUUGGAAAUGCCACAGCAUGUGUAAUGGGAGAUAAGAUCUAUGUGACUGGUGGCCAUUAUGGAUACAGAGGCAGCUGCACCUAUGAAAAAGUUCAGGUUUUUCAACCCACUGUCAACGAGUGGAGUGUUAUUACCAUAAGUCCUCAUCCAGAAUAUGGUUUGUGUUCAGUGUCUCUCAACAGUAAUAUGUACUUGGUGGGAGGACAGACCACCAUGGUGGACUGUUACAGCCCAGACAGUAACGAGUGGAAAGCAAUUUCGGAGAUGAAGGAGCGCAGGAUGGAGUGUGGGGCUGUGGCUAUAAAUGGUUGUAUUUAUGUAAGCGGGGGAUACUCCUAUUCAAAAGGAACUUAUCUAGAGAGCAUUGAGAAGUAUGACCCUGAACUGGACUCAUGGGAGAUUGUGGGUACUCUGCCCAGCCCCACCAGGUCUCACGGAUGUGUUUGUGUUUAUAGUCUUUAGUUGUAUGUCAUGAUAGAAUGAGGUGUAAAACGUUUAGUUUUUCAAACUUUCUUAGUGCCAAUUUAAACAAUGUAAAUCAAUAAAUUCUGAAACAACAACAAAUCACAAAUUGAAGGUAGGGUUUAUUAUUAAUGUAUGAAUGAAUAUAGUAUUUAUAUAUGUUUAUUUAAUUUUAAUCAAAGUUUACACAAUACAGUCUUAACACCUUACCUUAUAAAGUCAUUUGUGCUAAACUCUGAAAUUCACACUCUAGUGACAUGGCAUGGAAACCAGAGGAAUCCUACUCACCACUGUGAAGAACUCCAUCAUGACCUAUAGAGCUUUAGAUAAGUACAUCAUUCAGAUCCUGAAAGGGGAAAUUUAGGUGUCAAGUACCAUACAGUAACAAGUAACAUACACCCCAGGGUUUUACAAUAAAUUAAAUACAAUUUAAACGUG